UACCCCCUGUGCCCUGUGUCUGAAUACACACAGAAUAACCCUACCCCCUGUGCCCUGUGUCUGAAUACACACAGAAUAACCCUACCCCCUGUGCCCUGUGCCUAAAUACACACAGAAUAACCCUACCCCCUGUGCCCUGUGUCUGAAUACACACAGACUAACCCUACCCCCUGUGCCCUGUGCCUGAAUACACACAGAAUAACCCUACCCCCUGUGCCCUGUGCCUAAAUACACACAGAAUAACCCUACCCCCUGUGCCCUGUGCCUAAAUACACACAGAAUAACCCUACCCCCUGUGCCCUGUGUCUGAAUACACACAGAAUAACCCUACCCCCUGUGCCCUGUGCCUAAAUACACACAGAAUAACCCUACUCCCUGUGCCCUGUGCCUGAAUACACACAGACUAACCCUACCCCCUGUACCCUGUGCCUGAAUACACACAGAAUAACCCUGGCUUCAUGAAGUUGAAUGAAACCUGCUGAAUAAUGUUACAUUAACAUACUGAAUUACACACCAGCGCUUUGUAGUUUUCCAUAUACUUAACAGAAAAACUGACACAUUGAAAAUAAAUCAUUUUGUAGUUUCUUUGAUUGCAUGAUGUUAAACAAAAGAUCUAAAUUAUGUUUAUAUAGUUGUUUUUUCUUAGGCAAUGCAAAACUUUUGGCCAGAGCUGUAGAACUGCUUUUGGAGACAAACCAACAUUCAACAGAGAACGUCUCUGAUCGGCAGAAUACACGAUAUUGCCACGAUGGGAAUAGGACCCCCAUUGCAUAGCAGUUUGAUCCAUGCCUGGUUUUACUGCUCAAGCCCACCGCCUGAGCUUGUUACCCCUAUCAGUAGGUAAUCAAGCUGGUCGUAAAAACCAGGAGUGGAUGCGACUGCUAUGCAAUGGGAGUCUUAGUGCCAUCCCUGUUGAUUUAACCCUUCGAUGCAUGAAAUAUUCAAAAUCACUGGGGGGCAGAAAAACAAAAAGUAAUUUUGAACACGUAAUAAAUAUUUCUCCUUGAAAAUCUUUCCAGUUAAUUUCCAUUGCUUAUAUAUGGGGGGAAAAAUGCAAUCCUCAUAUGAGGUCUGUGAAAGGAUUAAGGAGACAGAUAGCUUCUCUCUCUCUCUCUCUCUCUCUCUCUCUCUCUCUCUCUCUCAUAUAUUACUGGUCUUUGUAUUUGCAUUCCUUAUUUGCAAAUGUUCCCCCCCCAGGCAAUGCAAAUGAAGCUGCCCUCGCCUGGGGACAGCCGAAACUUUAACCUUUAACCCCUGGCUGACCCUUAACUGGGGGGUGUGACGCUACACUGAUGUCACAAUGCAUACGCUGAAAGCUGAUUGGCUGCUCUUGUGACGCGCGGUGAGGUCAGAUGAUCGUUGGGUGACGGGGUUCUUGAAAGCAGAACGUCGUUGUUGGAGUCGAGGAAGAGUCUGUAUUCACACCAGCUGUAAACGCACGCACGCAUGCUUACUUUUCAUUCAAGAGACACUGGAACCACAAAGCGCUGUGCUGUGGUCUUAUAUCCCAAUACAAUCCCAAUACAAACGAUACAGAUGUCUCUAAUCUCAGCACUAACCUCUCCUGUCCUCUGUGCUGUUGAUGCAGGUCUCAGUGUGUGUGCGAGUCUCAGUCUGUGUGUGUGUGUGGGUGCGUGUGUAUUAUCAGCACUAACCUCUCUUCUCUGGCUGCAGGUCUCAGUGUGUCUCAGUGUGUGUAUUCACCUCUCCUCUCCUCUGGUUGCAUGUCUCAGUGUGUGUCUCAGUGUGUGUAUUCACCUCUCCUCUCCUCUGGUUGCAGGUCUCAGUGUGUGUCUCAGUGUGUGUAUUCACCUCUCCUCUCCUCCUCUCCUCUGGUUGCAGGUCUCAGUGUGUGUCUCAGUGUGUGUAUUAACCUCUCUUCUCCUCCUCUUCUCUGGCUGCAGGUCAGUGUGUGUCUCAGUGUGUGUAUUCACCUCUCCUAUCCUCCUCUCCUCUGGUUGCAGGUCUCAGUGUGUGUCUCAGUGUGUGUAUUAACCUCUCUUCUCCUCCUCUUCUCUGGCUGCAGGUCAGUGUGUGUCUCAGUGUGUGUAUUCACCUCUCCUAUCCUCCUCUCCUCUGGUUGCAGGUCUCAGUGUGUGUCUCAGUGUGUGUAUACACCUCUCUUCUCCUCUGGUUGCAGGUCUCAGUGUGUGUCUCAGUGUGUGUAUUCACCUCUCCUCUCCUCCUCUCCUCUGGUUGCAGGUCUCAGUGUGUGUCUCAGUGUGUGUAUUCACCUCUCCUCUCCUCUGGUUGCAGGUCUCAGUGUGUGUCUCAGUGUGUGUAUUCACCUCUCCUCUCCUCCUCUCCUCUGGUUGCAGGUCUCAGUGUGUGUCUCAGUGUGUGUAUUCACCUCUCCUCUCCUCUGGCUGCAGGUCUCAGUGUGUGUCUCAGUGUGUGUAUUUACCUCUCCUCUCCUCCUCUCCUCUGGUUGCAGGUCUCAGUGUGUGUCUCAGUGUGUGUAUUCACCUCUCCUCUCCUCUGGUUGCAGGUCUCAGUGUGUUCAGUGUGUAUAUUCACCUCUCCUCUCCUCUGGUUGCAUGUCUCAGUGUGUGUCUCAGUGUGUGUAUUCACCUCUCCUCUCCUCUGGUUGCAUGUCUCAGUGUGUGUCUCAGUGUGUGUAUUCACCUCUCCUCUCCUCCUCUCCUCUGGUUGCAGGUCUCAGUGUGUGUCUCAGUGUGUGUAUUCACCUCUCCUCUCCUCCUCUCCUCUGGUUGCAGGUCUCAGUGUGUGUCUCAGUGUGUGUAUUCACCUCUCCUCUCCUCUGGUUGCAUGUCUCAGUGUGUGUCUCAGUGUGUGUAUUCACCUCUCCUCUCCUCUCCUCUGGUUGCAGGUCUCAGUGUGUGUCUCAGUGUGUGUAUUCACCUCUCCUCUCCUCUGGUUGCAGGUCUCAGUGUGUGUCUCAGUGUGUGUAUACACCUCUCCUCUCCUCUGGUUGCAUGUCUCAGUGUGUGUAUUAACCUCUCCUCUCCUCUGGUUGCAUGUCUCAGUGUGUGUCUCAGUGUGUGUAUUCACCUCUCCUCUCCUCUGGUUGCAGGUCUCAGAGUGUGUCUCAGUGUGUGUAUUCACCUCUCCUCUCCUCCUCUCCUCUGGUUGCAGGUCUCAGUGUGUGUCUCAGUGUGUGUAUUCACCUCUCCUCUCCUCCUCUCCUCUGGUUGCAGGUCUCAGUGUGUGUCUCAGUGUGUGUAUUCACCUCUCCUCUCCUCUGGUUGCAGGUCUCAGUGUGUGUCUCAGUGUGUGUAUUCACCUCUCCUCUCCUCUGGUUGCAGGUCUCAGUGUGUGUCUCAGUGUGUGUAUUCACCUCUCCUCUCCUCUGGUUGCAGGUCUCAGUGUGUGUCUCAGUGUGUGUAUUCACCUCUCCUCUCCUCUCCUCUGG
Molecule: messenger RNA, 3373 nt
Organism: Acipenser ruthenus (sterlet)
Lineage: Eukaryota; Metazoa; Chordata; Actinopteri; Acipenseriformes; Acipenseridae
Product: keratin-associated protein 5-1-like
Exons: 2
Coding region: 1725-2957 (410 amino acids)
Source: RefSeq, a predicted model, not a curated record